Cadophora gregata is the source of this 885-nucleotide messenger RNA. RefSeq lists its product as uncharacterized. The record is from RefSeq and is a predicted model, not a curated record. Gene Ontology annotation, molecular function: protein binding. The coding region runs from base 1 to 885 and encodes 294 amino acids. The transcript is spliced from 4 exons. Lineage: Eukaryota; Fungi; Ascomycota; Leotiomycetes; Helotiales; Ploettnerulaceae.
AUGUCAGCAGAGGCGUCAGACCAGAGCGUCCCAGCUCAGAGCGGCGAGAAAGAACAACCAAAUACUCCUCCUGACGUCUCGCAAGUCACCAAGUCAGUUCGUUCUGUUACCAUGAACAACGUCUUCCUCGGAGAUCUCGGCGAGGAAAUAGUCACUCUUUGUGUCGGCACCAAGCGAAAGGCUUUCCGUGUACACCAGAAGCUGCUCUGCCAGUCUGUGGACUACUUCGACAAGGCAUUCAAUUGCUUCAAGGAGGGUGUCGACGGCGUCAUGUAUCUUCCAGACGAUAGCCCCGAUGCAAUUGGUAUCUUCAUCGACUGGCUCUACCGAGGCGAUAUUCCGAUCAAGAACACCCAAUCACAUCUCAAUAACUUGGUUGAUGUCUACAUCUUUGCCCACAAGAUUUGUCUGGUAACUCUGAAGGACAAAACCAUGAAUACGAUCCGUGACUUGACUCGGAGAUAUGGGUUAGUCGAUAAGCAUUUCAUUCCAAACACCGAAAAAGUCUGGACAUCCACUGGAGAAGUAUGCUCAGGGUUACUAAUAUUCUGCGUUCACAUCACUGUACAUGGAAUGGUCUUGAGGUCUGUCGAGGUUGGUGAGAGCUCGUCAGAAUUCAAGCCUAGGAAGCUAUGCCACGAUGAUAUGAAGACUUUAUGGGACCUUGGAAAAGGUAGCUUUAAGUUGUUCGCCAAGCUUUUGAGGAUGCUUGAGUACGAAAUGCAAAUUAGUCCGCAGCUAUUGGACUUCACAGCUCGUCGUGAAGUUUUCCUCAAGCCUGAGCAUGUUUGCUGGUUUCAUAGCCACAAGCGGGAUGAUCCAUGUACACUGGAAGGAGAGCACAACGAGGAAAGCAAGCUGGAGGAAUUCCUGGAGGAUAUUUGA